Trypanosoma grayi is the source of this 2010-nucleotide messenger RNA. Its product is annotated as asparaginyl-tRNA synthetase. The transcript has a single exon. Gene Ontology annotation, biological process: asparaginyl-tRNA aminoacylation. Gene Ontology annotation, molecular function: asparagine-tRNA ligase activity; nucleic acid binding; ATP binding. Bases 1 to 2010 code for a protein of 669 amino acids. The record is from RefSeq and is a predicted model, not a curated record. Gene Ontology annotation, cellular component: cytoplasm. NCBI's taxonomy places the organism in Eukaryota, Euglenozoa, Kinetoplastea, Trypanosomatida, Trypanosomatidae.
AUGACAUCGCCAGAGGAAUUGCUCGACAGCCUUCAGCGUAUUGUUGGCUUGGACGGCAAGAACGCUAAGGACUUGUCCACAAAACCCGAGCGCGUGCAAGAUCUCCUUAGCUUCUUCAAUAAUCAGAAAAUGACACCGGAGUCACCACGCGAGCAGAAGGUGAUGCUCUACAACCUAUGGGCCAAGGUCAAGCUCCCCCAGCACCGUGAUACCGUUGCCACCUAUGUGAAGACUAACAAGCUGGACUCCACACAGAAGGUGGACGCAGCAGUGCGGUUCGUGAACAACAUGAAGGAGUCUGACGCGUUCGAUGCUGCCAAGUUCGAGAAGGACUGUGGCAUUGGAGUCGUCGUCUCGCGUGAGGAGACAGUGGGGCUCGUGAAGUCGGCGCUGGCGGAAGAGAAUCUACAGACACUCAAGGCGUCGUGGGUAAAAAACCCCAACAUGCUGCUCGGCAAGAUGAAGCGCGUGCCAGGGCUGCAGUGGGCUGACUUUACGAUUGUAAAGGAAGUCAUUGAGGAGGUGGUACCUCCUAUGAUUAAGGACGUCGUCCUAGAGGAGACUGAGAAGAAGCCGAAGCACAAGGACCCUGUUGUGCAGUCCUCGGCUGCUGCAGGGGUGGCUCAAAAGUGCCCGCGCAAGGAAGACUGGAGGUGUGUUGCUGCUGGGCAUAAGCUUAGUCGUAUUGGCGAUAUUCCGUCCUGCAAGGAGGGGGCAACGGUGUUUGUGGUUGGAUGGGCACAUCGAGUCCGCCACCAAUCUCGAAUUUCAUUUGUGGUGCUGCGUGACGGCUCUGGUUUUAUUCAGGCUGUAUUCAGUGGAGAGACCGAGCCAUUCCACCGCGAGACGUCUCUGGCGAUUCGCGGAACAGUGAAAUACGAGCCCAAGGCAGUUGCGGAGCUGCAGCCGCCGUACGAACUGCAAGUGGAGGAGUACGCCAUCAUUGGAAACUCUGAUGGUAGCAUUGAGAAUGUCAUCACUGCUGAAAGUUCGCCAGACAAGUUGCUCGAUGAUCGCCAUCUUGUGCUUCGUGGAACAUACGGAUCUACAACGGUGAAAGUUCGCCACGAGAUUCUUCGCGCGUUCCGUGAGUACUUCUGGUCUCUGGAUAUGUGCGAGGUGACUCCGCCAACGCUGGUUAACACGCAGUGCGAGGGUGGUUCCACUCUCUUUGAUCUGAUGUACUACGGGAAGAGCGCAUACCUCACGCAGUCCUCGCAGCUGUACCUCGAGACAUGCACCGCCGCUGUGGGUGAUGUGUACUGCAUUCUCCCCAGCUACCGCGCGGAGAAGUCCAAGACGAGGCGGCACCUCAGCGAGUUUACACACCUCGAGGCGGAGUACGCGGUGUGCGACUUCGAGGAGUUCCUCUCGCGCCUGGAGGACCUCAUCGUAGCUACGUUCAACAAGACAAUUGAACGUGUCGGCCACCUUGUUGCGUUCAUGAACCCUGACCAGCUGGUGGAUGCGAAGGCUGACCCACGCGACCCCAAGAGUUGGAAGAUCGCACCUAAAAAGCCCUUCCGCCGCCUCAAGUACACUGAUGCAAUUAAGUUCUGUAACGAUAAUGGUAUUCUCAACCCUGAGACGAACGCACCGUUUCAAGUUGGCGAAGACAUCACCGACCAGCCGGAGCGUGCGAUGGUGGGGAUGAUAGGCGAGAUGGUGUUCAUGACACACUUCCCAGCGGUAAUGAAGUCCUUCUACAUGGCACGUGACCCACACGACCCAACGCUGACGGAAUCUGUCGACGUACUGGCGCCCGGCGUUGGCGAGAUUGUGGGCGGCUCCAUGCGUAUGUGGGAUUACAACGAGCUGAUGGAGGCAUAUAAGCGCGAGAGCCUCGACCCGAGCACCUACUACUGGUACACGGACCAGCGCAAGUAUGGUUCGACUCCGCAUGGCGGCUUCGGGCUGGGCGUGGAGCGGUUGCUGGUGUGGAUGCUGAACCUCGACUCCGUGCGGGAGGCCUGCCUCUACCCACGCUACAUGGGCCGGUGUGAACCGUAG